This is a messenger RNA of Rhagoletis pomonella (apple maggot), 6223 nucleotides long. RefSeq names its product protein winged eye (gene wge). The record is from RefSeq and is a predicted model, not a curated record. The transcript is spliced from 7 exons. Lineage: Eukaryota; Metazoa; Arthropoda; Insecta; Diptera; Tephritidae. Gene Ontology annotation, molecular function: chromatin binding. The coding region runs from base 94 to 5826 and encodes 1910 amino acids.
GUCUGGCCAUCAUACAUACCGCAGGGUACAACGUCGGCCGCAGCAGCCGCGGCAGCCACUCUACAGCCGCCGCCCAAUUUCAUAUUCCCCUCGAUGAGCCCCCACUCGACGCUACAGCCGCAGUCGUACGCCACAUCGCUUCAGCUCUUCGGCUCGAAUUACUUAACCGCGGCCGCAGCAGCAGCCGCCGCAGCCGCUGCCACUUCUACACUUUGCCAACACAAUCAACAGCAAACUACCAGCACACAGCAAACCACAAGUUCAAUCAAUUUGAGCUUGGCGGCGAGUGCGGGUUCUGUACCCCCGGGUGGUAGUGGUGGCAGUGGGGCGAGCAGCAUGAGCCACAAUCCACACAGCAGCAGCAGCACAAGUGGCCGCUUUUUAAGUUUGGCAACAGCUGGUGGACCCGCCGCCACCAUGUUCGAUGCGCCAAAACCACAAAAAACACUACAGCCUACGUUGACGCUACCACAACCCGUGCCACCACCGUCCACAGCUACGUUCCCGCCGCCGCCGCCGCCCUCACUCAUCCUACCACCUGCCGGAAUGAAAAUCGAAGAGUGGAGUGCUACAGAUUUUAUGGCGGCUGCGGCGGCGGCAGCAGCAUCAUCAUCAGUUAAGACAGCUCACACACAAAUGGGCGCAGCACCGCCAACUGCAUCUCAGCCGAUCGCAUUGAACUUCGAAAGUCGCGACAAGAUGACUACAACGUCAUCGAGCACAACGAACUUGUUGGACUUGCAGAACGCAGCGGCUGCUGCCAAUACACAGGCAUUGAAUUUGAUGCGGCUGCCUACGCCGCCCACCUCGGCGACAAUGGAGACUGCGGCUGCAGCUGCUGGCGGGCCACAACUGCAGCCACAGAUACUAUUUCAUGCCACUUCGACGCCCUCGCCGGCUUUGCUCAAUCUCUCGGCGUCAAUGCCGCGUGGUGCGGCUGGCAGUGUCGGCGCCGGCACUACAACCGUCACUCCGACAGGUAUUUUCAUAAGCGGGGGUGGUGGGGGUGGCGGUGGCACAGCAACGCCAGUGACACUUUCGGCUACUAUCGGUCCACCAACGCCGCUAGGGGAUGAGCCGACCGCCAUAAACUUCAAAACCAGUCCAGUAGAAGCGCCGCCGCAACAAUCGGUAGGCGGUAUUGUGGUCGGCGUGCCGCGUGUGAUCAGCAAUAACGGGCAAGCAAUGCAGGCGGGGCCGCCGCCACAAAUGCAGGAUGUGAAUAUACAGACGGAUACGCCGGUGUGUAGUGAUGACGAGAACUCAACAUGCCCACUUGCCAUUCAACAGCAGCAGCAGCAGCUACAGCAACAACUUCAGCAACACUUACAUGCAACACAGUCAGGGGCGUCACAGUCACCGAACUAUAUGAACGAUGGCGAAGUGCAGCAGCCUUUGGAAUUGACCAAACAAAGUUAUCAUAGCGGCGUCACCAAUUGCUCCGAAGGUGCUGGAUAUACGACGAAUACAGCGCCAACAUAUAUCGCCACAAAAACAACAACAGAUGCAAAUCAACUUGAGUGCCAUAAUGAAGUAAACGCUACGCCGAAUGGAGAGGCUGAGUACCAAGAGGCAUCCGCGCAUCAACAGUCGCAAUCGCAGCCCCUGCCACCGCCGCCAACUCGGCCGCCAACGGCAUGCCCAAUGGGCGAAGCCGCAGCAAUGCAUCCAGUGUCGGAAUCGCUGCAAUCCAGCGAGCAUCACCAGUACCACCAGCAACAGCAGCAGCUGAAUCAACAGCAGCAAUCUGGCGCAGAGGAUCUAACCGGUCUCGAACUACUCUCCAACAUCAGCACAAGCACGCUGGCGGGUAAGGGUAUCGGCGUUGGCGUCGGUAUGGCCAUGGUGCGUGUUAAGCAGGAGCCCAUCGAUCAUAUGGAUGUACCAGUCUCAUCAAUGGGUGCUGAUAUGGCGUCGCAACCAGCGCUGACGACUCAUUUGAUGCCACAGGAAACCGUUCUGACAUCACAGGCUGCCUCGGCUAGCUGUGACUCCUGUGUGCCCAGAGAGCCUGAAAUGCUGCAGCGGCAACCAACACCGCUGCCUUUGUUGCCGGCCGUGGCCACGCCUGCACAGCUGCCACUUGCGCCAACGCCCGGUGUGGAGCCACUUGGUGGGUUGAAUUUGCUUUGCGCGCUUGCCGAGCAGCGUAUUCAAGAGGAAGUGCAGAUCAGCAGGAGUCAUUUGUUUGCCGACAACAAAACUCCGCCGCCGGCGCCGCCACGUUCAACAUCGUCCUUUGGUUUUCAAACGCCACAGCCCCAAAGCCAGACGCAUCUGCAGCAACAGUCACCGCCACCAUAUCGUCUGGAGCAAACUUCCUUCCCCUCAAUGGAAGGCAUUGAGCUGCCUUCGACGAGUGGGCUGGGCCUCGGCAUAGGUAACGGCGGCGACCCACCAGUAAAGCGCAAGAAGCAUAAACAUUCCAAAUCAUCAAAGUCCUCUUCGUCAUCCACACUGGGCGGCAUCGGGGGUGUGGUUAGCAAGAAGUCGCAGCGUUGCUCGAAAAAGAGCAAGAAAAAAUAUUCGAAGGAGAAGCGCAAACACAAGCAGCAACAGCAACAAUUGCUGGCCUCUGCUGCUGCUGCAGCUGCUGCCUCUGCCUCUGCUUCCGCCGAUGAUGUGGACUUCGAGGACGAACAAUUGCAGCAGGAGCUCAAGAGUGCCUUCAAUCGCGUGGAUCCCAACUUCCAGUUGCGUUUCGGGCAAUGGGCCAAUGCGCAGGAGAUAUUUGAGCUGAUGGAGAGCGAUAUGCGCAUGCGUUUGGCCGAUAUAACGCGGCAAUAUCGCAAGAAGAAGCGAAAGCUCGACGAGAUGUCCAAGAAUAAAAAGAAAAAGAAAUGCGCGAAAUUGCUAGCCGCACAGCAACUGCAACAACAACAACAACAGCAGCAGCAAUCAACACUCUCACUGGCUUCCCUCAGCGCAACCGGCAGCGGUGGCAGCCUCGCCUGCAGCACCACUGGCAGCUCUAUGCCACUCUGUGAUUACAAGUUUCCGAAAUUCACCACCAACAGCGGUGUGGGUGCUACAUCUACGCCCUACUUAAAUCGUUCCACUUUCUUGCGCUUCGGCGAGAAGGCGCCGUCCGCAACGCCAGCACCACCGCACGCACAAUUUCCGCCCGCCGAAUGUGACAACUCGGAAGACAACAAUACGCUUUCGUCUAACACCACCACCAGCGGUCCUUCCAUGGCCGUUUACAAGCCGGUGCGUUUAGGUCCGAGCGCGUUGGCGGGUGCCGUUGCAGCCGCAUCAGUAGGUGUCGAUAUGCGCAAUGGUGUCACACCCCAUAGACAUGGGCAAAAACAUAGUGCGUCCGAUAAGAGUUCGAGCUCGGCAAUUGUAUGCAAAGAACCGAAACUAAUGGCAGUCGCGGCGACUUCGUCUUCAACUUCGCUCACCUCUAGCCGUCGCUCGAAUGAGACGCUCUCUUCUUCGGCCGAUGAGCAGCAACCGCCUAGCGCAUCAUCACCUCUGCUCGCACACAAAUUGGCAACUCAGCAGCAGAUUUCCAAGCACGCAACGCAACAGCGACAAGAGCAGCAGCAGCAGCAGCAGUGCGCGGUGGCGCUGCCGCAACAACAAUCAAAGCAGCAACAACAGCAGCAGCAGCAGCAAUGCAGAAAGCCCACAGACCCGCGCGAUUAUCAGCUAAUGCUGACCAGCGAACAUUUGUAUCGCAAGGAGACGCGUGUGCUAACCGACAUGGGCGGACUAUUCUAUGCGGGCGUGAUGAAACCGCUGCAGCCGCCUGAUGUUUACGCAAUCACCUUGGAUGGUGAGCGUGGGAAUAAGUCGCAUAUCAUGUCGCGCGAGGAGAUUUUCAAGGACACUAUUCUGGAGGUGGCGCCCAAAUCCGUGGACUGUAUACCAAUUGGCACGCGUCUCUGCGCCUAUUGGAGUCAGCAAUAUCGUUGCCUAUAUCCGGGACGUGCCAUCGAAUCGGAGUCGUCCGACGAUGGCGAAACUCCCAAUGAUUCAGUUAGCGUAGAAUUCGAUGAUGGCGACAGUGGGCGUAUACGUCUACAGAAUAUACGCUUUCUACUAAGCGACUAUCCCAUUGUGGUCUCAUUUAAAAAAGGAUCGGAAAUUUUGGCUCAAAGCUUAUUAGAUGAUGAAAAGAUUUCUUCGCUUCCGAAAAAGUACAACGAUAAUCCCCUCUACUCUUUAGGCAAGCACAAGAAGUCUGGUGCAACGCACGCGCGCGGCAACGCUAAUGGCUCCGGCAGUAGCCACAAUUCCAAUGAUGCUCAUGAACACACUUCCAUAUUUGCAGUCUCUGAUCUGCCUGUGGCGACAACGACAGCAACAGCGGCAGCGGCAGCGGCAGGGGCGUUGGCAGUGGCUGGUGCACCAUCUACGUGCGGCAGUGAAUCGCAAACACAGAGUGCUAAGGAAAUUAGCGCGCAGCGUAAAGAGAAAAGGCGUAUCAAAAAUUUGAAGAAAAAAUCCCAAGCAGCUGCAGCGUUGGCAGCCAGCACAAAUGGGUGCGUGAAUGGCAGUUUGUCAGCGUCUGCGUCCGCAUUGGCGCCGGCAAAUGGCAGCGGGCUAGCGGUUGUGGCGGCCGUUAUGAAUGGCACAAAUGGUGUGGACGACGCCGCGGUGGCCGCUGACUGCAAUCGCAAGCACCACAAGCACAAAAAACGCAAGAAGCACAAGAAACAUCAUCAUCGCAAGACGAAUGGUGGCGAGUAUGAAGCGAUCAAUGGCAGCAACAACACAUUCGUGAUCAAGAAUGCCGGUGUGGCGCCAAGCGGCAGCUUUCUGACAUCAACACCGACGACUUCUUACAAAGGUAAGCGUGAAUUUGCAGCGGCUGUUGCUGAUAAUCACAGCAAUAAUGCGCAAAUGGCAGGAGACGAAAAUGAAAUCGCCGCUGAGGAGCAGGAUGAUGACGAUGAGGCGCAAGAGGAGGAGAAUGAGAAUGAGGAGGUUCGGGUUGCACAAACGCCAGUUGCUGGCGCCUUCCAAGCGGUUGCCGGUCAUAGCAAGUCGCAAACGCAAAGCGGAUCGUCUUGUUUGUCCGCAGCUGCUGCGAUUAAGGUAGAGACGACUGCGGCGUCGACAUCGGCAGCAACAAAUGCUAAAGUCAAAACAGAGCAUUUGGAUUUAGAGGAGGAAAGCACCUCUAAUAUGAUGUCCGAAUUAUCGGAUGAGAAUAAAUGCGAUGAUGAUGAGGUGGAACACAAUAAUUCAAAGGGUAGCAAAAUUGCUGCUUUUUUGCCGGAGCGGCAACUCUGGGGUUGGCAGGGAAAAGCGUAUCGCAAGGCUGGUGUUAAGGGCAGAGCCCGCAAGCAAUUCUACAAAACAAUCAAAAGGGGCAAAGAAACAAUAACUGUGGGGGAUUGUGCAGUAUUUUUAUCGACUGGCAGACCAGAUAGGCCAUAUAUUGGACGUAUUGAAUCCAUGUGGGAGACAACGUCUAGCAAUAAAGUCGUGCGCGUUAGAUGGUUCUAUCAUCCUGAAGAGACAACAGGUUGUCCAAAUCUAAAAUAUCCGGGCGCCUUAUUUGAAUCACCGCACGAGGACGAAAAUGAUGUCCAGACAAUAUCGCAUCGCUGUGAAGUACUUCCGUUUGAGCGUUAUUUUGGCAAAUUCGGAGCUGAUUCAAAGCAAUAUCAAUCGAUUUAUGAUAAUAAUGAUACUUACUACUUGGCCGGCUACUACAAUCCGCGAAUACAGGUGCUCAAUAUACAAGACGAGAUACCUACGCUAAAAGCUGAACAGCAAAUGCAGCAGCAGUUGCAGCAACAGCUGCUGGCAAAAGUACAGCAACAGCAGAACGGUGUUUGCUUGGAAAAUGUAAGUGCGGAUGUUGAAUAACUAAAAAAAAAGGAAGAGAAGCAGUAAGAAGAGGCCGAAGGAAGCAGAUUUAAAUAGUAAUUAAUUGUAAGUUAAAAGUAAAGUAAAUAUAUGUAAGUAUGUAAAAAUACAUAGAUACACAUAAUGUGUAUCAUUACACAAUGACAAAGCAACUACAUAUACUAAUAUAUAGUACUGCUGUAGCGUUAUUGUAAAUGUGUGUAAUGCCGGGUAUGUACGGACACAGAGACGAUGGACGUGUGCGCUGCUAGCGUCCCUUAACUACUAUAUAAACCGGCUACGUUGUGCUGUAUGUUUAUACUAUUUGUAUAUGUGUAAGGAUAACUGUGAAACGAUUUAGUUUUAGAGGAGAGAGAGUUAAAAAGGAGCUAAUUGCAAAACAAAAUGAUACAAAAAA